AUGGCAGUCUCUGUCCAAGCACCAUUCUAUUCGAAGUCCGGCAUGUGGAAUCUGGGCGAUCCUCCACAUACAUAUUCACCUUCAGGACCAGAAGAGAGUCCAGCUUCAAUGUCGUAUCAGUAUCCACUGCCGAACUCUUUGGAGCAUUCGAAUAUGAUCCCCGGUUUCACCCACCCCCCCUUGGACCACGUACAACCAUCCUCACCUGCUCAGAUGAAGCCAGACUCGCCGAGUAUGAAGAAUAGAGGAAAUUUAGCAGCAUCCAAGUCCGCAAAGAUCAAAAGAUCAAUGUCAACGCCAAAUGUUCGCGGUCAAGCCUCGGCCGAUGCAGCUGCACUUGCUUUGUCCGCCGAAAAGAGGAGGAAUAAACUCGGUUACCACAGAACUUCUGUGGCAUGUGGUCACUGCCGUCGAAGGAAAAUUCGGUGCAUUGCAGCCCCAGGCGAUCCUCAUAACCGAUGCUCGAACUGCAUUAGAUUGAAGAAGGAAUGCAAUUUCUAUCCAGUCGAUCAACAGCCACCUCCAGAAGCUCAGCGCAGAGGGUCGAAGGCCCAGAGCGGGACAGAAAGAGCCUCCGAAGAAUCAUCCCCAUCGACUUCGUCGGGCCAGGUACAAUCAGAGAUUCCCCAAACUCUUCCAUAUCCCCAUCUCAGCAUGCCCCCUAUCCAGGAUCUUGGUGGCCCUCAGAUGAAGCGCCAGAGAACGGAAAGCUUUUCCCCAGAGAAUAAGGUUGUCACCACGUCUCGAAACUUUGAAUACUCACAGCCAGCGCACCAUGGAACUACAAAUUGGAUGGCUCCGGAUGCAUCCCCAAGUACGGUGAACCCGAAGACAGAAUCUUCCCAGCCUUAUUGGAGAGUGAAUCCGCAAGACUCACCUCUAACUCCUGCAUUCUCCCCCUUCACCCCAGGUCUUCAAAUCCCACCCCCACAGAAUUGGCCGACCCCUCACCCUGAGGCCAGUCCUCGAGAAGAUCCUGGCUGGUCGGUGCCCCAGCGUUCCAUCUCGUACAGCAAUCUCGAAGGUCUCCACACCCAACAUCAAAAUACUCAGUAUGCGCAGUAUCCACCCCCUCCCCCAAUCAACGAUCAUUACACGACGAAACCCCGCGUCCUUCAGUCUUCAGGCAUGUAUCCACCUCCAAUACAGACAUCGGCGAGCACUGUGGCCACCCAUGAUCCAAUCUCGGUGACGUCGAGCGAACCACAUCAGCACCCGCAUUCUGCCCAUUCUCUACCCCCGGUACCAUUUUCGAAUUGGCAACAGCCAUACUCGUAUCAGAAGCCAGCUAGCGCUGGCCCCGACCACUAUCCUGGAUGGAAUGGACCACACGGUGGACAGCAGCCUCUGCCACAUCUUCCCAGCGAUCAAGACCAUCCACCACCCCCGCCUGGCUAUGGCUAUGGAGAUCCCUCGAAUGGAAUGUAUUAUCCACCCCCACACCAAGGACGCUAG
Messenger RNA from Cadophora gregata, 1455 nucleotides. RefSeq lists its product as uncharacterized. The record is from RefSeq and is a predicted model, not a curated record. Gene Ontology annotation, molecular function: zinc ion binding; DNA-binding transcription factor activity, RNA polymerase II-specific. Gene Ontology annotation, biological process: regulation of DNA-templated transcription. NCBI's taxonomy places the organism in Eukaryota, Fungi, Ascomycota, Leotiomycetes, Helotiales, Ploettnerulaceae. The transcript is spliced from 3 exons. The coding region runs from base 1 to 1455 and encodes 484 amino acids.